AUUUUUGGUAGAGGAUGUCUUUAGGACAAUUUUAAAGUUUUGGAUAUGCACGUGUAUUUGAAUAUAUUGCUACUUCCGGAUCAGGUUCAAAAAUAUUUUAAUUAAAUAGAAUGAAAUUUUUUACAACAAAAAAUUUAUUCUAAAGAUUAUUUUGUUAGAGACCAUACUAUGAGAUAGCAAUACGAAACUGUGACGAAAUAUAAGUGAAUUUUGUGUUAUAAUUAUGGGGCAUAAAAAUUCAAUGCAAAGUGUUUUGAAGCUGAUGAAAAUGAGAUGAAUGAAAAUCAGAAAUCAUCGAUAUCCAUCGGAAGAAGCGUACAAGAAACUGAACAAUGACGAUCGCGGAGAAUACAGAGUCGAAGAGGACGGAUUCGAGGAACGUUUCUAAUAUCAAUAACGAGGUCCUCGAACGAAGUUCUCUGAACGAGGAUUUGCAACGACCGGAGGAGGCCUCGAAUUCGAGCACCGAAGGCAACCCUCUUUUAGAAACCGACGGUAAGAAUUCGUCGGUGAAAAUCGACGUGUCGAUCGUGAAAUCGAACAGGACGGACAAGGACGAGGAUGAUCGAGCGUCGAUGAACGCCUCGAGGAAGGAUGCUGAUGACCGUAACGCGAUCGUUCCACCGGAUGGUGGUCUGCGAGCGUGGAUGGUCAUGAUAGGCAGUUUCAUCAUCAACGGUGUUCUGUUCAGCGUCAUAAACACGUACUCGUCGAUCUACCUCGAGUUACAGAGGAGAUUGUUAGAGUCUGGAGAAACAGGGGCAUCUUCGAAGGCAGCUUUGGUAGGGUCGUUAACCAUUGGUACCACGUUCUUUUUAUCGCCAAUUUCUGGCAUUCUCACCGAUAAAAUUGGGAUUCAGAUGACCACAUUUUUGGGCGGUGCUAUUGCGUCCAGCGGUAUGCUUCUAUCCUCAAUAUUUUCUAGCAAGGUGACAUUGCUAUAUUUGACUUAUGGAGUGAUGUACGGACUUGGUGCUAGUCUUGCCUAUACACCGAGUCUAGCGAUCUUGGGCCAUUAUUUUAAGAGGUACUUGGGUGUGGUCAAUGGUAUCGUCACGGCUGGAAGCUCUGUAUUUACCACCCUUAUGCCAUACUUAAUCGAAGUCAUACUUCUCCUAUUCGGUUUGGAAGGGACGUUAAGAUUUUUAGCUAUGCUCACUGCGAUUGUCAUGGCUUGCGCUAUUCUCUUCAAACCGAUUCCACUUACCUCGGUGCCGCGGGAUCAACUAAAAUCUAAAUCGGGCUUCAAAAACUGUCUGAAGCAAGUUGUAAACGUGUCGAUUUGGAAGAGAAAACGAUACGUGGUAUGGGCUAGUUCGAUCCCUCUCGCUUUGUUCGGAUAUUUCGUCCCGUAUGUUCACAUCGGGAAAUUUGUCGAGACGGUGUUUAAGGGCUCGGAUAAAAAGCUGCCGAUUAUGUGCAUCGGUAUUACUUCCGGUAUAGGUCGACUUGUCUUCGGAUAUAUCGCUGACUUGCCGAAGGUGAACAGAAUAUUGUUGCAACAGAUAUCGUUCCUUAGUAUCGGUGUUCUUACAAUGCUUCUCCCCGUUACGAAAUCGUACAUGCUGUUACUAAUUAUCUCUUUGGCCAUGGGAUUAUUCGAUGGCUGCUUCAUAUCCCUUUUGGGUCCUAUUGCAUUUGAUAUAUGCGGUCGAGAAGAAGCGACACAAGCCAUUGGAUUCCUAUUAGGCAUGUGUUCUAUACCUUUGACUGUGGGACCGCCCAUUGCUGGUCUUCUGUAUGAUCAUACCGGUAGCUAUGACAUACCCUUUUUCUUAGCGGGUAUUCCACCAAUAGUAGGGGCACUCACGAUGUUCCUGAUAAAAUUCGUGAAAGACGAAGAGCAGACCGCCAUUAACGGAAACACAGGGGAUAAAACCGCUUGUCAAAAUGGCAGCUCGGGCAUCCACUUUCUAUCCCCGUAUCUCGUGACAACUCUCAAACACGAGCAGUCAAACUGGAAGAUGACGCGUUCAGGCGUCCACAGCCAUCGUUCGUCGGAGUGUUACGGAUUUCACGAGGACACAGUGUGCCAGGAUCACGAGAUCGGAUAUCUCGGUCGUUACGAACGCUCAGAGAGCAUGCCAUUGCUCCACCGUGAGAAUCGACCAGCUUCCGGUCGCUUCCAAAGGAUGCUGCAAUCGUCGAUUCUUAUAACGUGCUAGCUUGCAGAUAAACGUCGCUGUUUCGAGAUUCUUCGCCUCGAUUUCAUCGUGAUAUUCUCGCAUUACGAUUCUUUUAUCAUUAUCCUUCGAUAAAUUGAUUUUCAUAGUUCUUUUAAUAAUUAUUCGACGGUUAACGAUUCGUGGUUUUAAUAUUGCGAUGAAAAAAUAAAUUGCGAGAUUUCAUGUGCAUAAUUUGCUUCAAAUAAUCUUAAAUUCUCUAAAUUUGCACUCUAUAAUGCAGACAAUACAGAAAAUAAAAUGGUUGAGUGUAUUCGCGAAGCAGCGACGACCGAUAGAUCCGAAAAUCAUUGUGAAUAAUAAUCUUCGACGCUUUGUUCACGUAUAAAUGUCAUAUCAUCGAUGUUUCUCGGUGGAUACGAGCAACGAAUGUUUCUAGUUUUUGUAGCGAUUGAAGAAUCGUAGGAGUUAGAAUUUUUAGCAUAUUCACAUCGAAUAGGACAGAAAAUUCAACUAGAGACGAGGUUUAUUUUUUUUUUUUUUUAACUCGUUCUCAGUGGAGUUUGUAAUCUCUGCUCAACAAGCAAUACCGAUCAAGUCAAUAUUUUUGACGACAGAGUAAGAAGAAAUAAGAAUCGCGUUUUUGAAUCGAAUCGAACGAAAUAAGAUUGUUGCCUCGGUAUUUUUAGAUCAACGUACUCUACCACGUAUUCGAAAUCAGAUCGCGUUUGCUGCGUAAAUUUAUUGGAUUCUGUUUCUUUUUUUAUUUCUAUGUUACGUAGCUUAUGCAAACAGACCUACACAAAAGACACAGAGACAGAAGUUUAAGCUGGUCUAUCGAUAGAAAUGUUUUUAGGAUCGAUUGAUCUAGAAAGAAUCAAAACGUUCGACGUUUACUUUUACCUGCCAAUUACGAUAUUCUGACACCUCAAGUUAAUGGUCACAAUGGCAAUUUUUGUUUAUUUUAAAAUUUGACUUUAUUAACGAUCGAUAAAACCACGAUGUGUCAUGAUGUUUUUUCGCAUGAUACUAUCUUUGCUUCAUCUGCAGUUCUUAAUAUUUUCCUUCUUCGUCGUAAGACGAAUAGAUUUCCUUGAAAAGAAAUUUCGUUUUAUUUGUCGUUAAUAAGUGUCAUGUUGUUAUGCAAAGUAUAGAAAUAUCAUUGUUACACGAAAAGACGACAGUUUUAAUAGCCUCUAAGUAAAGCUGUUUUCAAAUGUUACCACGAUUACGAUUUUAUAUCAAUUGAAAAUUUAGCCAUUUCUUUGUAUCGUAUCCGAGAAAUGAUUUUAAUACUGUGCGUAGUAAAUUUUUCCUUAUGAAACAUGUUAAUGACUUAGUCAAUUAAUGAAUCGGUCAAUGUUAGAGAAUCUUACAUGUUUUGUAAUCUAAUAGUUAUUCUUGGCGUAUACUUGAAAAAUAGGCUCAUUCUCCCUCUGUUCAACAAUUACAACUAAAUGUAAUCUGUAAGGUUCCAUUUAGUUUGUAGAUUUCCUUUUGAUACGUAGUAGUUCGCCGGCCGUAACAUAAUUGACGAUACAGAAUACUCUAUUUUCCUAGUGUUGACAGAGCAAGAAUGUUAUUUUUCUCGAAAUGUUGUACAUAAAAUAGUUAGAGUAUUGUGAAAUUACGCAAGAGUAAAUGACAGAAAUAAAGAAAUAAGAAUGUUAUAAAGAUACUAGCUUGGAAUAACCGAACCUCUGUGAAAUAUUUAACUUGUUAAGCGGAUUAUUGCUUAAUUUCCAACAAUUGUUUUACUUAAUUGUAAUUGUUUUUAACGAUAGGAAAAUUCCAUAAUCGUUAAGAUCAAUAACCGUUAGAGAAUCGUAAAUUUCAAUGUGACGUAAUUUAUUUUUAAUUGAAACACAGAUUGAUAGGCAAAAAAGUGGCAGAUGUCUAAAUAAAAAAAUUAUCAAGAGAUUAAUAUUUAAAGAAAUGGACAAUCUGAAGCGUUAACUCGUCUUUCACGAUUAAUUUGCUAUAUCGUAUACGUUCGUUUACAAUUCUUUUUCUUCUCUUACCAUGAAGAGAUUUCGUUUUCACGAAGAAUGUUGUUUCUUCAAAUAUACAGCAAAAUGUUAUAGCGUGUAGGAAGAGAAUAGUGUACAGUACGUCGAUUCUGCUACAUUUUAUAUAUACUCCUUGCUAGGAGGAUAUACGAUGUGCUAUUUCCGUCUUUUCAGAAAACUGUCAGAUCAUUGUAUUCUUUCGCGUAAGAAUAAAUGUAACUGCCGCAUGCCGGUCUGUUUUCCUGGAAA
Messenger RNA from Bombus pyrosoma, 4381 nucleotides. It is a transcript of the gene kar, whose product is annotated as monocarboxylate transporter 10. Gene Ontology annotation, biological process: transmembrane transport. Bases 333 to 2165 code for a protein of 610 amino acids. Lineage: Eukaryota; Metazoa; Arthropoda; Insecta; Hymenoptera; Apidae. Gene Ontology annotation, molecular function: monocarboxylic acid transmembrane transporter activity. The record is from RefSeq and is a predicted model, not a curated record. The transcript is spliced from 10 exons.